CAGCAUCUUCCUGAGCUGAAAACUCUGGAAUUUAAUCUGCUCAGCCUUACUUCAGACUGAUUCAAACCAGUGCAACUUGCAGUAGCAAAGAGGACAGAAAAUGGUCCCCAGCGCCUCCCUCUGCCCUGCUGGGCUCUGUGCAUAGGCUCUGCCAUUCUUGCAGCCCUGCAUCACAGCUGCCUGCAGAUCACAUCUGCCUGAUGAUUUCCACAGCAGCUUGGGCACUCCAGGCAGGAGUAUGAGCUGCACGGAUGGGUGCGGGCUCCCCCCGCGGCCGCUCUGCCAGCGCAGCGCUCUGCCAGCUGAUAGCCAGGACACAGACACCUCUGAAGUCCAGCUGAUAGCCAGGACACAGACACCUCUGAAGUCCAGCUGAUAGCCAGGACACAGACACCUCUGAAGUUCUGUGCAUGCUGUGCGCCUUUUUUCAUUUGCUGCAGCAAGAAAAGCCUGUUCUUUUAACCCGGCUCCCUUUGAAGAAGUAACUCAGGAAGCUCCAUGGCCUCUCAAGAAUCUCAGGGACAAACCAAACUAAUCUUUAAGGAUUACCUCCCUGGUUCUUCUGACAUUCCUCAGCAGAAUACGCCUGUUGAACCAACAAGUCUCUGGAAGCAAGCAUCACACACUCAUAAUUUGCCACCUGGUCUGGAGUACCUGAACCAGCUGGACCAGAUAAUUAUUCAUCAGCAAGUGGAGCUUCUGGAAGCCAUACUUGGCACAGAGACCUGCAGCAGGUACGAGAUAAAGAACCCCUUGGGACAGAGGGUUUACUUUGCAGUGGAGGAGAACGGCUGCUUCGACCGCCGGCUGUGCUCGCCGCUCAGAGCCUUCACCAUCAGCAUCGCGGAUAACGCGGGCCGCGAGGUGAUCCGCGUCCUCCGGCCCCUCAGGUGCACCAGCUGCUGCUUCCCCUGCUUCCUGCAGGAGUUAGAAGUUCAGUCCCCGCCAGGUACAAUAGCUGGCUACGUUGUACAGAACUGGGACCCUUUUCUGCCAAAGUUCACUAUACAGAAUGAAAGUAAAGAAGAUGUGCUAAAAAUAAUUGGCCCAUAUGCAACCUGUGGCUGUUUUGGAGAUGUUGACUUUGAGGUAAAAGCUCUCGAUGAGAUGACAACGAUUGGCAAAAUUUCCAAGUAUUGGUCUGGAUUUGUCAACAACGUCUUCACCAACACCGCCAACUUUGGGAUCCAGGUCCCUGUGGAUCUCGAUGUGAGGAUCAAGGCAGUCAUGAUUGGUGCUUGUUUCCUCAUUGACUUAAUGUUCUUUGAAAACUCUUUGGAUGGAUUAUAACAAGAUGACAGAAACAAUGAAAUAUGCAGAAUGUGUUUCAGUAGUGUCAACCAGUAAUUCAAUUCUUGAAAACAACCAACACAUCAACGGAAAGAGAGGAGAUAAUGAAUAAUUCAUAAAAAUGAAAAAGAGCUAAAUUUAUCAGGUGAUUACUUCUCAACAAAUAUUUAGACUAAUUUUAAAUUAAUGUUCAUGGAUAUGAAUUCAAACACAGUGAAGUCAGGAAGUUGCAACUAACGUUCCCAUAGCGAAAUUAACUCAGGAAUGCUUAUAGAUUUAAACAGUAUGUUUUAGAUUAUAUACCACACUUAGGUAUUUAUACAGAUUUACAUAUGUCUUGAAAAUAAUUGUGGAUAACAAGCUCUGACAAUCAUCAUUAUCUGUUAACCAUUUCACUUCUGGCUCUCGCUGUGACUCGUAGCAGUGCAAUCAGGCUGCACGAAUUGGGAGCUCACAGGGAACCUCGGCUGCCACCUUUCCCGGGAGGAAGCAGCCUGUGAGCUUCGUGGGCCAGAAGCUCCCUCGUGUGGAAAUUCCGGAAUUUGCAGAGGAACGCAGAAUUUGCAGAGGAACACAGAAUUUGCAGAGGAAUGCAGAAUUUGCAGAGGAAUGCAGAAUUUGCAGAGGAAUGCAGAAUUUGCAGAGGAAUGCAGGAUGCUUUUUGCUGUUCUCGCUGUUCUCACACUGGUGCCGUUGUUAAAUGCACGACCUCUGUGCCUGAAUGUAGACUGAGAAAAAGAACCAGAUUAUUUUUUUUUUUCAUUUUAAAUCCCUUUGCCAUCUUAGACAGAAGUCACUGCUCUUGUAGCCCAUAAUCUUGGGUCUCAUGCACUGUGACUGAGCUGUGUGUGUCUUGACUGAACACUUGACUGUAGUCAGUGCCUUAAGAUCAGUAGGAUCCCCACCUAUCUUUCACUUUUCCCCUGCAAUUUCCUGUCUUCUUGUGGCCCUUAACAAGCCAAAGAUGUCUCUAAGCAAAUGUGUCCAGCCUCAUUGUAGUCAACACAAAAUAAGGCUUGAUUUAGCUGCAGGGCUGAAUUUGGCUGUGAGUGUCCAUGUAUUUACCUUGUAGGUAAGCAAUAUGUGCAUAUAAUUUUCAGUUAAUUCCAACCAGAUGAUAACACUGGAUUUCUCACACUUAGUGACUUUGUUGCUGUUUUUUUCUUUUAAUACAAAUGUUUUUUGCUGUUAAUGUGUAUGUAUAUGAGUAAGUUUGAAUGCCUCUGUUUACAUUCAGGGGCAGCUUCUGGGACAUACAAGAACAGGAUCAUCCUCUGGAUAAAACAAGCAGUGGGGCUGGGACAGCUCUUGGUGCUUAGAAGUCCCUCAGCAGGUUGCUUGACCUCUGUGCCACCCUUCAGCAUCCUGGUGGAAAUUCAGUGCCAAUGCCAGUGCUUUUCCAGCUGGGAGAUCUCUCCUCUAAACCACAGCUGCCACUCAGGGCAGGUAUCCAUCCUCAGCAGAGUUCAUGGAUUCUGCAUGAUGUUGCAAAAGAAGAGCUAAUGUGUUCUAAGAUCUUAAUAACCUGCAGCUCUAACUAAUAACUCUUAUUAACAGCAAUGUGUGUCACGUUGUGGGAGCUACAUAUGCUCACUUCUCACAGUUCCCUCAUGGGCUGGGAGUGGGUCCCAAAGGAGAAUUCAGUAUCUCCCAAAGGGUCACAGAGUUUUUCUAAAGGAAAUUCAUAUCCUGGAUUUCAUCUAGAAAGAAAUGUGAUUGCUCUAAAGAAACAGAAAUUUUCCUUAAUCCAGCCAAGCAAAUAUUUCUGAUCAGUAGCCAAACUGUAAACCUGUGCAGUUCACACUCCUUGUGUUCAGUAGAUGGCAGCAACAGCUCAUUAUGACAGUAUUUAGCUUUUCACACAUCACAGGCUGCACCCAGGAAGUUCAACAUACCUUUAACCUCUGAUUAAAUUCUGAAGGAUUUUAUUUUCUCUGUCUGAUAUUAAACCUUUGCCACACAAUACUGGAUUAUCUUUAUUGCCUGCAAUUUACAGCUGAACUAUUAUUUUGUGAGAUCUGGUCAGGGCAUGGGCAGAAUAAAACAAAGUGAGCUCUUCUGGUCAGUACCCAACCUAGUUUUGUGCACCUGGAGCAUCUCUCCAGCUUCUGGGCAGGGGAGAAGCCCCAGCCCCAGGACACUCCCCACCCUCUGCAGGAACAGAAAGUGCCAUGUGUAAAGGGGAGUGCUGUGUGAUGCUGUAUCUAGAAAGGUAAAAGGUUUUCUCUGGUAAAAGGGUCAUGUCAUGAUCUGUCACUGUGUGCUGGGGCAGAGGAGGGGAAAUCCCCUGUAGUGCCACAAACCCAGGUGGCACCAGCACAUGGGGAGGAGUUGGUUUGCCCGUGGGAAGAUCAGACACUUCCUGUAAGAGAGUGAAGACACGGAGUCGCUGUAAGUUCUGAGAUUCUUUGGUUGUGUGAUGCAAGAGUACUUCUCUUCAUAGAUUUUGCAGUCUGUAUUAAAAAAAAAAAAUUUUUGUGUUGCUUUGGUUAUUUGUUGGAUUAGACAAAUUUACCCAGGACUGGGUCAGAAACACUGCACUUGGAACCCUUGAAAAUGAGAGUAAUUUACAAAUGUUAUGGUUUGAAAUUCAAAGGACUUUAAAGAACA
This is a messenger RNA of Serinus canaria (Common canary), 3900 nucleotides long. It is a transcript of the gene PLSCR5, whose product is annotated as phospholipid scramblase family member 5. Gene Ontology annotation, molecular function: phospholipid scramblase activity. The coding region runs from base 499 to 1290 and encodes 263 amino acids. The record is from RefSeq and is a predicted model, not a curated record. Gene Ontology annotation, cellular component: plasma membrane. The transcript is spliced from 9 exons. Gene Ontology annotation, biological process: plasma membrane phospholipid scrambling. NCBI's taxonomy places the organism in Eukaryota, Metazoa, Chordata, Aves, Passeriformes, Fringillidae.